AUGUAUAUCAAGCGAGUGGUAAUAAAAGGUUUUAAAACCUAUAGAAAUGAAACGGUUAUUGACGAUUUUUCCCCACAUCAUAACAUUAUAAUUGGUUCCAAUGGUUCUGGAAAAUCAAAUUUGUUUGCUGCUAUUCGAUUUGUAUUGAGUGAAGAAUAUUCUGUUUUAAAAAGGGAAGAUAGGCAAGGGCUGAUUCAUCAAGGUGCAGGGUCAGUUAUGUCUGCCUCCGUGGAAUUAGUGUUUCAUGAUCCAGAUCAUCGAAUGAUAUUAUCUUCUGGGAUUAUUCAAAGACCUAAUGAUGAAGUGUUUAUUAGAAGAACAGUAGGGUUGAAAAAGGAUGAUUAUCAAAUUAAUGACAGGAAUGUCACAAAAAAUGAUAUUGUAAGAAUAUUAGAAACAGCAGGGUUUUCAAUGUCAAGUCCCUACAAUAUUGUUCCACAGGGUAAAAUUGUGGCUUUAACUAAUGCUAAGGAUAAAACGCGGCUACAAUUAUUAGAAGAUGUAGUAGGUGCGAAAUCCUUUGAAAUUAAGUUGAAUGCCUCAUUAAAGAACAUGAGAGAGACUGAAUUUAAAAGGAAACAGAUAAUGAAAGAAUUGAAAGAAUUAAAUGAUAAAUUAAAAGAAAUGGAAAUUGAAAAGGAUGAGUUAGAAAAAUAUAAUGAUUUAGAGAGUAAACGUAAAGUUUUCUUAUUUACACUAUAUGAUAGGGAGCUGAAUGACAUUUUGAAUCGAAUUGAAAACAUCGAUGAUGAUUAUAAUAAUACACUAAAUAACUCUGAGCAAUAUAUCGAAGAAUUGGAUAAAAGGGAAGAAUUAAUAGCCAAUGUUACUAACUUGUUACAUGAAAUUGAGAAUGAUUUGAAAUUAAAAAAAAGUACAGACUUACAUCAAGCAAAGAAUAAAUGUAAUGAUAUUGUUGAUAAAUUGACUUCAUUAAACCUUAAAAUUGCUGAUACUCAAGAUCAAAUAAAGUCAGAAGAGAAACAGAGUGCUAUAGAUAAUAAAAACUUGGAUCUUAUUAAUAAAGAAAUUGAUGAUCGUUAUCUCAAAUUGAAUAAAAUCAGACCUAGGUUUGAAGAAUUGACUAAAGAAGAAAUAAACUUAAGAUUAAAAUUAACUCAAUUACAACAAGUUGAAAGGGACUUAUUGUUAAAAAAAAGUAAGUACAGUAGGUUUAACACAAUAGACGAAAGAAACAAUUGGAUUCAAAAUGAGAUUGAUGAGCAAUCUUUUAUUUUAAAAGACUUAAACCAAAAGCUGGAUGAACUGCAAAAAGAAAAAGCUAGGACAGAAUCUGACUUGUCUAAUUUAAAUAAAGAAAUUGAAGAAUUAAACGAUUCUAUUGAAGGUCCGGGUGUAACGUCAGAAUUGGAAGAUAUUAAUUCAAAAUUGUCUGAUUUAAAAACUGCAUAUGCUGAAAAUAUUGAUAUUCGUAAAGAAUAUUGGAGAAAAGAGCAAAAACUUCAGGGAAUAUUAGAUACUUUAAUUGCUGAUUUAAAAGAUUCUGAAAGAACAGUUAAUGAAACUAUGAGUAAAUCAGUAGCUAACGGAAUCACAAAUUGUAGAGAAAUUACUGAAAAAUUGAAACUUUCACCAGAUUCAGUGUUUGGAACGCUUGGUGAAUUAAUCAAAGUUAAUGAUAAAUAUAAAACAUGUGUAGAAGUUGUUGGUGGAAAUUCUUUGUUUCACAUUAUAGUAGAUACAGAUGAAACUGCAUCCAUUCUGAUGAGAGAAUUGCAUAAUAUGAAGGGUGGGAGAGUUACUUUUGUUCCAUUGAACAGAAUUCAAGAAGAUAAAUCAGUCACAUUUCCUCCAUAUGAUCAAUCAUCAUUUUUUACACCGUUAAUCAAAAAAAUUAAAUACGAUCCUAAAUUCGAAAAAGCAGUUAAACAUGUAUUUGGUAAAAGUAUUGUUGUGAAGGAUUUAUCAACUGGUUUAAACUUAGCUAAAAAAUAUAGAUUAAAUGCAAUUACAUUAGAUGGUGAUACAGCCAAUCAAAGAGGUGUUUUGACCGGUGGUUACCGUGAUAAGUAUAAAAAAACAAGAAUAGAUGCAUUAAAAUAUUUGUCAAAAUCAAGAGAUGAACAUGAAAAGAUAAGAAAAGAAUUAGAAGAUAUGAAAAGCCAUUUACAUGAUAUCGAUUCAUUGAUUGAUAAAAUGAAUGGAGAAAUGAGAAUACUUUCUAAUAGGCGCGAGACUAUAUUAACCAAUAUUGAGAGUUUUAGAACCAAAUUGAAUGGUAAAAAAGGUCAAUAUAGAAUCAUGGAAGAAUCACUUGAUGCAUUAGUAAUAAAAAAGGAAAAAAUAAAUACUAAUAUGAAGAUUAUUAAUGUUAAGAUAGAAACUCUUACUAAGGAUCUUGACAAGGAUUUUAGUAAUGAUUUAUCUGAAAAAGAAAAACAACAGUUAGAGAAUAUAGGUGCUGAUAUUCAAAAUACUAAUAAUAGUAUUAAUUUAACUGUAGAUUCUUUGGAAAGUAUAACAUCUACUAUUAAUAAAUUAAAUGCAGAAUUGGAUUUGAACUUUCUUCCACAACAAGAAGAAUUAAAAAAGAAAAUUUCUAAAUCCGGUGAUUCUCUUGUUACGUCUCUUGAAAGUGACUUACAACUACUAAAGGGAGAAAAGGAAAGACUUUCAGAGCAAGAAAAAAACGCUAUUGAAGAAGUUAGUGAAGUUGAAAAGGAAAUAAAUCGUUUGAUAAGUGAAAAGAACAAUAAUUCUAAAUUAUUAGAAAAGACUAAUUCUCAGCAGCACUUAUUAGUUAAAAAGAUAGAGAAAUUUCAAAAGAAUACUGAAAAGAAUAUGAUACUGAAAACAAUGUUGUUGUCCAGACGUGAUGAGUUACAACAAAAAAUUAGGGAAAUAGGUUUCUUAGCAGAAGAUCUUUUAGCUAAAUAUUCUAAUUUAUCCAGUGAGGAUCUUCUUCUAGAAUUAAAUCAAGUAAACCAAAGUAUUUCAAGUAUGACCAAUAUCAACAAAAGAGCACUAGAAAACUUUAAUAAAUUCGAUGAGAAGCGAAAUGAACUUACAGAAAGAGCUCAUGAAUUAGAUGAAUCAAAAUUUUCUAUUCAGGAACUAAUUGAAAAACUAAAAGCUCAAAAAUUGGAUGCUGUGGAAAAAACUUUUCAAAAGGUUUCUGAAAAUUUUGUCGCUGUAUUUGAAAAGUUGGUCCCAAGAGGUACAGCAAAAUUAAUAAUACAUAGGAAUAAGAAUUUAUCUCAAAUCAAUGAAACAGACGAUAUUGAAUCUGUUUAUUCAGGUGUUUCUAUUCAAGUUUCUUUCAAUUCAAAAAAUGAUGAACAAGUUCAUGUUAGUCAAUUAUCUGGUGGUCAAAAGACAGUUUGUGCAAUUGCUUUGAUUCUUGCCAUUCAAAUGGUGGAUCCGGCACCUUUUUAUUUGUUUGAUGAAAUUGAUGCAGCUCUAGACAAACAAUUUAGAACUGCAGUAGCAAAUACGAUCAAAGAAUUGUCUAAAAAUGUUCAAUUCAUUUGUACAACUUUUAGAACAGAAAUGUUGCAGGUAGCAGAUCGUUUCUAUAAAGUUAAAUACGAAAAUAAGAUUUCAACAGUUGUUGAAAUCGAUAAACAAGAUGCCAUAAACUUUGUAAAGGGGAAUAAUAAAUUGGCUGAAAUAUGA
Messenger RNA from Arxiozyma heterogenica, 3636 nucleotides. RefSeq names its product cohesin subunit SMC3 (gene SMC3). Gene Ontology annotation, molecular function: ATP binding; double-stranded DNA binding; protein binding. The record is from RefSeq and is a predicted model, not a curated record. Gene Ontology annotation, cellular component: mitotic cohesin complex; chromosome. The transcript has a single exon. NCBI's taxonomy places the organism in Eukaryota, Fungi, Ascomycota, Saccharomycetes, Saccharomycetales, Saccharomycetaceae. Gene Ontology annotation, biological process: mitotic sister chromatid cohesion. The coding region runs from base 1 to 3636 and encodes 1211 amino acids.